AUGAGUAACGAGCGAGGAUAUUCACCACGAUGGGGUGAGUUGCCUGUCGAGCAAUAUCUGAUUAGACACUGGGACAAUGCAAUGACGGAAUCACCCGACCAACAACGCGUGAGACUUGUCCGCCAAUUUCUCGACCUGGAUGAGUUUCCCCAGGAAUGGUUUCCCACUCAGGAGGGUGAGCCAUUACCGCGCUCGCCCACGGAAGAAGAUAUCAGAGCUAUUCUUCGUCCCUGGCGCUCAGAUGAUCUGCGCCGGAGAGCGUGGCAUAUAUACACGAAUGUUACAGAUGAACCGAUCUUUCUCCGAACACACUAUGAAUCGGAAGAUGAUGAGAAAAUAGAGCAUUGGGCUUGCGUAUCAGAAGAAUUCGAGAAUCAGGCCUGGUGGGCGUGUUUGAACAACGCCCAAAUCUAUAACUUUGGAUCAGACUGGCAACGAGUAUAUGAGAUUUUACCUGAAAUUGCCGGACCGUCGACCGAGGGAUUUGUAUCCCUAGAAACUCUAUCAUCGAUACGGUCGCAUUUCAAGAUAUGGCUCAAUGAGGCAAAACAAAUUGAACCUGAGUUUUGGAGGAAGGAUAGGCAUCGAUUUAUUGAGCUCAAGGCAGCUGGCCUCCUCCGCGCAGUAGCAACAAGAUAUAUGCUUCUCGCAGAUCAAGAGGCCUUUGAAACAGAUGGACGAUUACGCCUAAUAUACCUGGAUAAUAAGCGUAAUAUUGUCCGGGAGACACGGGUUGACGCUGAUGGACAGACUAUUACAGAUAUUAUCAUGGCCUGGUUUGAACUGACUGACCCUCCUGAGCUGGAGGAUGGCAUCACUGGUGAUCGAUACCGGGUUACCGGUGACUUGGGCAGAAAGUUAUAUCAGCUGACUGAUUCUGAUUUGGCAGAUCCUUAG
Messenger RNA from Aspergillus caelatus, 897 nucleotides. RefSeq lists its product as uncharacterized. The record is from RefSeq and is a predicted model, not a curated record. The transcript is spliced from 2 exons. NCBI's taxonomy places the organism in Eukaryota, Fungi, Ascomycota, Eurotiomycetes, Eurotiales, Aspergillaceae. The coding region runs from base 1 to 897 and encodes 298 amino acids.